Messenger RNA from Miniopterus natalensis, 2788 nucleotides. It is a transcript of the gene CDC42EP3, whose product is annotated as CDC42 effector protein 3. Gene Ontology annotation, cellular component: plasma membrane; cytoplasm; cytoskeleton. Gene Ontology annotation, molecular function: small GTPase binding. The record is from RefSeq and is a predicted model, not a curated record. NCBI's taxonomy places the organism in Eukaryota, Metazoa, Chordata, Mammalia, Chiroptera, Miniopteridae. Gene Ontology annotation, biological process: regulation of cell shape; positive regulation of pseudopodium assembly; Rho protein signal transduction.
CUCUCCAGUUCAUCAUUCUCUGCCGUCUCAUGCCUAAGUGCAAGCGGCUUCCCCUACAGAGCCAAUUGUCACCUUGCCAGUGGGUGCUGGAGCACAGUUCUCGCCACCUGCCACGGGCAAAUGAAUUUAAAACUUGCUGAAAGGAAAAAUAUGGGGCAGAUGUAUGCCAGCCUCCAGCUGCUGCAAAGCAAGUGUGGCUGCCUUCAAGCCACCAUCUAACCCACCCUUCCGAGUAUUUAUUUAUUUACUUGCUCUGCAGCCAGGGAGAGGUCACAGCAGAGCCAUUGCAGGAAUCCCCACAGUGAGAGAGGCUGUAGCUUUUCCUUGUUAACUGAUGUGACUGAAGGGUGGGUUAGAGGGUUCUUUUCAAGGGUGAAGAUUUCUCAUUUGUAAAAUGAGAGCCCCCAAGCCUUCUUGUAGCUCAUCACCUCUAAUGUCGUCAUGGAGCCUUGGGCAGGGAGGCUGUGUUCGUUUUCAAACUAUCACCAAUUUUUAGUAGCUUACAACAUUACCCAUUUAAUGUCUCACAGUUUCCCCCAGUCAGGAAUGUGGGCAGGGCUUAGCUCCAUGGUCUCCUCAGGCUAUGAACCAGGUGUCCGAGCUGUAGUCUCAUCUGGAGGCUCGCCUGGGGGAAGAUCCACUUUCAGAUUCCCUCAAGUUGUUGGCAGAAUCCAUCUCCAGAGGCCCUCUCUCAGCAUGGUUCAAAACCAGUAAAGGGAAUCCCCACCUCCAGUCUGCAGAAAUGGAGUCUUUUAUAAGGCGUGUCCAUGCUGCGACAGGGACCCGGGCUGUAACCGGCGCUGCAGAAGGCCCCGCGUGGCUGUAACCGCACCAAGGCCUCUUCGACCUCCUGCUCCUCCCACAGCCGCUGCUGACGCCAUCUGAGAAAAAUGGUGUGACAGUUCCCAUCGGCAGGAUUGUCGGCAACACACGACCUCUGGGAAGAAAGUGGCCCUUUCCCCCUUUUGCAAGAGAGACAUUCUCGGAUUCCAAGAUGCCAGCCAAGACCCCAAUUUACCUGAAAGCUGCCAACAACAAGAAAGGAAAGAAAUUUAAACUGAGGGACAUCCUGUCUCCUGACAUGAUCAGCCCGCCCCUCGGGGACUUCCGCCACACCAUCCACAUCGGCAAAGAGGGCCAGCACGACGUGUUCGGGGACAUUUCCUUUCUCCAAGGGAACUAUGAGCUUUUACCUGGCAACCAGGAGAAGGCGCCGCUGGGCCAGCUGCCCGGGCACAGCGAGUUCUUCAGGGCCAACAGCACCUCCGACUCCGUGUUCACCGAGACGCCCUCCCCCGUGCUCAAAAACGCCAUCUCCCUCCCCACCAUCGGCGGGUCCCAGGCGCUCAUGCUGCCCUUACUGUCCCCGGUGACGUUUCCUUCCAAGCAGGAGCCCUUGGGGCCGGCCAGGCUGCCCCGGCUGAACUGCGCGCCCGUCGCGGAGGAAAAGGCCCCGGAGAAAGGCAGCCUGCUGGGGAGCGGGGCGGCCCGCCAGGGGGACGGCUCGUGGGGCUCCAGCGGCUCCGCGUCCGCGUCGCAGUCCAGCCAGGGCCGGGACAGCCACUCCUCCAGCCUCUCCGAACAGUACCCCGACUGGCCGGCCGAGGACCUGUUUGACCACCCGGCCCCGUGCGAGCUGGUCAAGGGAAAGACUAAGUCGGAGGAGUCCCUGUCCGAUCUCACGGGCUCCCUGCUGUCCCUGCAGCUCGACCUGGGGCCCUCGUUUCUGGAUGAGGUGCUGAAUGUCAUGGAUAAAAACAAGUAACAGUCCAGCAACGCCUUUGGGAUAAAAGGUAUCAGAAAACACCAACAAUAAAACAACAACAACAAACCACAGUCAAAAGAAGAGCUUCACGGGCUAUAUUUGCAGUUAUGUGAUGGGUUUUCUAAAAGAAUGUCCCUACAAAGUAUUUUUUUACUUGUUAUGCCCUGUUUGCAAAAAACAGUUAAAAACACCCAAAAACAUGUCCUGGGAAGAGAGGAAGUGAGUCGGCGAGAACCCGUUUCAGCAGCGUGGCUGAUGUUCAGCUCACACGUGUUUGUAGACACACAGGAGCCUGCCUCGGCCAGGAAGGCGCUAGUACGGAGGCCUGCACCCGCCCCGCGAGGACCUUGCCAAUACUCUGGCAUUUUCUGAGCAAGAGGAAGUCAACAUUUAUUUAACGCCUAAGCCUUUUUCUAAGACUCUUUUCUAUAUUACGUUGUUUGGGAUCACCAUAGCAGAUUCUUCAGUGUUAAAAUUUUGCUCUGUUUUCACAUCUGAACAACUUUAUGGGUUUGGGGGAUUUUCUUGUAGCUCUUAUAUAUCCCUAUAUAUUAUGUUGAUACUGCAGAAUUUUGACUGUCAGCUACAUGUUGGUAAGACACAGGCAAAGUAUUACUGUAACUAAGUUAUUUUUAAAGUUAAAAUAUAUUUUUAUGUGCCUUUGGCUUUUUAUUGCAGAGUCUGCCUUUUAUAGAUACUACAUUGAAUGCUGUCACUGACUCGUUUCCAUUGUAAGCUGUGUAUGUGUUUGUUUGGAAAAGUGUAUUCAUACUUUAGCUUUAUUUUCUUUUUCCUUCCCCUGUUAAACCUUUCAUAGCAGCCAGCAAUGGAUUGUCGAGUGUAAAGACACAGGUUACUCAUGACGCUUCUGCAGAGACUGUGGGCUACACCAUGUAAUGUUCUUUGGAAAUAUGGGUCUUUAGUACAGUACAUACUUGCAUUACAUAGGUACUUCAUACAACGCAAUAAAGAGUAAAUGUUAAAAAUGAACUUGCAUGAUUAUAGUAAUAAACAAAAAACAAA